AGAUGGCGGAGAAAGUGACAAAAAUUGCACUUCGUGGUGGCGAAGGGGUUUCUUUGAUCAAUGGAUGUCCACCGUGCCACGAUGUGGAACACUUUCCAAAGGAUCCUUCAACAAACUGUAAAGUAAUGGCUUUCAGUAAUGAUGGAUCUUUAAUUGCAUGGUGUAACUCAACAUGUAUCACAGUUGURGAGGCAAAUACUGGCAAAGUUGUCCAAGAAAUUCCCAAGGGCAAGACACGUGAACUGAGCUUCUCUCCACUUGGUACUUAUAUAGCAACAUGGGAGCUUUAUUCAGCUUCAAAGAGCAACCCGCAAGGAAGCAAAAAUUUAGAAAUAUGGGMAGUCCAAAGUGGAACUUUGAUUGCUUCCUUUGCACAGAAGAAAGAAGAAACCUGGGAACCAAGAUGGACAGAUAAYGAGGAAGUAUGUGCCAGGUCUGUYACAAAUGAAGUGCAUUGCUUUCAURACAGAGAAUUUGGAAGUAUUGCUACUAAAUUAAGGCUGCAAGGUGUAUCUGCAUUUGAGAUUUCUAAAGGGCSUGCACCUUUCACAAUUGCUGCUUAUGUAGCUGGAAGUAAAGGUGCACCUUCAUAUGUCAGGCUCUACAGACAUCCAAACUUUGAUGCACCUGGUGCUGUUCUYGCUAACAAGAGCUUCUUCAAGGCAGACAGUGUCAGAAUAAAAUGGAAUAACAGAGGGACAGCUGCCCUUGUUUUAACAACAACUGAUGCAGAUAAAACUGGUGCAUCAUAUUAUGGUGAACAGACACUGCAUUAUAUAAGCACUAAUGGAGACAGUAGUAUGGUACAGCUAGCCAAACGUGGGCCAAUUUAUGAUAUACAAUGGAGUCCAAGUUCCAAAGAAUUUUGUGUUGUUUAUGGUUAUAUGCCAUCCAAGGCUACAUUGUUUGAUCUCAAAUGUGAUCCUAUCUUUGACUUUGGUACAGGCCCAAGGAAUCAAGUUAGUUACAACCCACAGGGCAAUAUUUUGUGUAUAUGUGGAUUUGGUAACCUUCAAGGGUACAUGGAAAUUUGGAGCAGAAAGGACUUGAAAAUGAUCAGUAAACCCCAAGCACGGGACACAACUUAUUUUGAAUGGAGUCCUGAUGGAGAACACAUAUUAACAGCAACAACUGCUCCAAGGUUGAGAGAAGACAAUGGAUUCAAGAUUUGGCAUUAUUCUGGUAGCUGUCUCUUCAAGAAAGACAUCUCUGUCUUGUAUCAGGCAACAUGGCAGCCUUUUCCAGAAGGGGUUUUCCCUGAGAAGCCUGUKUCAUAUAAAAUUGUGUCUGGUUCAUCAAGUACACAAGACCAGAAACCCUCAGCAAAAGCUGCAUAUGUCCCACCACAUGCAAGAGGAGCAGGGAAGAAAACAGAAAUUAUUCAGCGUGACGAUGAACUUCCACAAAACCUUCAAAAGGGUCAGGAUGGGCUUUCAAAAGCUGCMUUAAAGAACAAGAGAAAAAGAGAAUCCAAAGCCAGAGCUAAAGAGGAGCAAACUACAGCUCCUGAGCAGGUAUCUCCUAUACCAGAAAGUUUACCAUAUUCACAAAGUAAUCUUCCUGUUGAUGACAAGAAACUAAGAAACCUAAAAAAGAAAUUAAGACAGAUUGAAGAUCUUAAACAACAGCAAAAAGAUGGCAAAAAACUAGAAGUUAAUCAGCUUGAGAAAAUCAAAUCAGAAGCAGCUCUUAUAAAAGAGAUUCAAGACUUAGAACUUGGCAGAUGACGACAUAUGAAAAUAUGAAAAUUAUUUCUUGAUUUAUCAUUCCUAGAAUAACUCAAAAUCAUGUUUCUUUUUACAUUGAAUAAAAUAUCUAUAUUAUCUAUUUACAAAUUGAGAAUGUAGCUAGCAUGGGUAAGAUAAAUGUCACAUUGCAAAAAUG
Molecule: messenger RNA, 1884 nt
Organism: Exaiptasia diaphana
Lineage: Eukaryota; Metazoa; Cnidaria; Anthozoa; Actiniaria; Aiptasiidae
Product: eukaryotic translation initiation factor 2A
Exons: 20
Coding region: 3-1727 (574 amino acids)
Biological process (GO): translational initiation
Cellular component (GO): cytosolic small ribosomal subunit
Molecular function (GO): tRNA binding; mRNA binding; translation initiation factor activity
Source: RefSeq, a predicted model, not a curated record